Molecule: messenger RNA, 7677 nt
Organism: Hypanus sabinus (Atlantic stingray)
Lineage: Eukaryota; Metazoa; Chordata; Chondrichthyes; Myliobatiformes; Dasyatidae
Gene: robo2
Product: roundabout, axon guidance receptor, homolog 2 (Drosophila)
Exons: 29
Coding region: 739-5418 (1559 amino acids)
Molecular function (GO): protein binding
Source: RefSeq, a predicted model, not a curated record
UUUCCUCUCUCUCUCUCUGUGCCGGUGGUAUUCUCGGGCUGUUCUCUUGCCGCUUCAGAGCGCGCCAGUGUGUGUGUGUGUAUGUGUGUCUGAGGCUGAAGAUACGGUACACAUACACAUACACACACACUCACACAACUGCUGAAGAUGUAAAAGACCUACCCCGUGCCAAGUAGAACUCUACGCCUGCCCGCAGAGAAGGGAUGCAGCCGGAUUAUAACGAAACUCUGAAACGGAAGGCUGAAGAUAAAAUACCAUUGCUUGUUACCAGUUGAACUACAAUGUAAGUCGGUCAUCAGAAACCCGACGGUGGAGAAGACACGACAGUAUCCAAGGCUGUGUAUGAGUGUGUGGGUGAGAGAGAGAGGAGAGAGAGAGUGUGUGUGUGUGUGUGUGCGUGUGUGUGUGUGUGUUUGUGCAUGUGUGUGUGUGUGAGAGAGGGAGAGGUUUUAAAGAUUGUGGAUUUUGGACAACAUCAGGAUCAAAUCCAAGGAUUCUCCGCCGACCUCCGCAUUCUGACGAGAAAAGUUGAGAUCUCGAUAUCGGAUUCAAUCGCUUCCUCCGUCUGACGGAUUCCUUCAGCCGCGGUACACCCAGUCCAAGCUCCGCCGACCAAGAGGGCUCGGAUCUGUCCGCUGUCGCCGGGAGGGGAACUGUUCCCAACUUGGCCGUUCCCGUUUGCCCGCACUUCAUUCAAGGCCCUCGCUCAACAAAUUACCCUCCUGUGCAUCGGGGUGGAUGUCUGUGGAACACAAGCCCCCUCUCUACCUCCCGUUCACCCGCUGGAAGUUGCCUGGCAGUCUUGGCGCGCCCCCGCCCAGCGGCGAUGCCAGGAUGGGAUUGUUGGUCUUCCUCGUUCUCUGUGGAUUGUUCUCCCAAGUUUUUGGAUCCCGACUCCGCCAGGAGGACUACCCGCCCCGCAUCGCAGAACACCCCUCCGACCUGAUCGUCUCCAAGGGGGAGCCGGCCACGCUGAACUGCAAGGCAGAGGGGAAGCCGAGCCCCACCAUCGAGUGGUACAAGGAUGGGGAGCGGGUGGAGACGGACAAGGACGACUCCCGCUCCCACCGCAUGCUGCUGCCCAGCGGCUCCCUGUUCUUCCUGCGCAUCGUCCACGGGCGCCGGAGCAAGCCGGAUGAGGGCAGCUACGUCUGCGUGGCCAGGAACUACCUGGGGGAGGCCGUCAGCCACAAUGCCUCGCUGGAGGUGGCCUUGCUGCGAGAUGACUUCCGCCAGAACCCCACUGACGUGGUGGUGGCAGCUGGUGAGCCUGCCAUCAUGGAGUGCCAACCCCCUCGUGGGCAUCCGGAACCCACCACCUUUUGGAUGAAGGACGACGUCCGCAUCAGUGACCGCGACGACCGGAUAACGAUGCAUGGAGGGAAGCUGAUGAUAUCAAACACCAAGCGAAGUGAUGCUGGGACCUACGUCUGCGUUGGGACUAACAUUGUGGGGGAGAGGAACAGUGAACCUGCUGAACUGACUGUGUUUGAGCGGCCCACCUUCAUGAAGAGACCCAUCAACCAGGUGGUACUGGAGGAUGAGGCAGUGGAAUUCCGUUGCCAGCUACAGGGAGAUCCACAGCCCACUGUGAGAUGGAGGAAGGAUGACACAGAUGUAGCUCGGGGCAGAUACGAUAUCAAGGAAGAUAACACUCUACGCAUCAAGAGAGUAAGCAGCAAUGACGAGGGAACCUUCACCUGCGUUGGAGAAAACCGAGUGGGCAUGGUGGAGGCCACCGCAACGCUGACCGUACGAGCACACCCCGUCGCUGCUCCACAGUUCGUCGUGAGGCCGAGGGAUCAGAUUGUGCCCCAGGGUCGGACGGCCAUCUUUCCCUGUGAAACAAAGGGAAACCCACAGCCAGCUAUCUUCUGGCAAAAGGAAGGAAGCCAGAACCUGCUGUUUCCCAACCAACCGCCACAGCCAUCUAGUCGCUUUGCCGUCUCCGCUGAUGGGGACCUCACCAUCACUAACAUCCAGAGGUCGGACGCUGGUUACUACAUCUGCCAGGCCCUUACGGUGGCAGGAAGCAUCCUGGCCAAGGCUCAGCUGGAGGUUACCGAUGCUCUGACAGACAGACCACCUCCAAUCAUCCGGCAGGGUCCGGCCAAUCAGACGCUGGGUGUGGACGGAACUGCCUUGCUGAAGUGUCAGGCCACCGGAGAGCCUAUCCCUACGGUCAGCUGGCUGAAGGAUGGUGUCAGCCUCCUCGGGAAGGACCCCCGGAUGUCACUGCAGGAGCUCGGAAGUCUGCAGAUAAAGAACUUGAGGGUAAUGGAUUCUGGAAUCUACACAUGUGUAGCCACCAGCUCAAGUGGAGAAACUUCCUGGAGUGCGUUUUUGGAAGUACGAGAGUCAGGGCCAUCGACGGUCAAUGUUAAAACAGAUGUGGAUGCUCUUCCGGGGUCACCCUCCAAGCCCCAGGUUGCGGAUGUCACACGGAGCAGCAUCACCCUCACCUGGUUGCCAGGGAAACACACCGGGUCUUCACCUGUCACGUCAUACAUCAUUGAAGCCUUCAGCCAAUCUGUGAGCAACAGUUGGCAAACAGUGGCAGACCGGGUGAAGAACACUUUGUUCACUGUCCGGGGCCUGAGGCCAAACACUAUCUACCUCUUCAUGGUGCGUGCCGUCAACGCGCAGGGAGUCAGUGAUCCCAGCCAGAUGUCCGACCCCGUCCGCACUCAAGAUAUCAGUCCCCCUGCGCAAGGCGUGGAUCACAGGCAGGUGCAACGGGAACUUGGCGAUGUAAUCAUACGGCUGCACAAUCCACUGGUCCUGACACCAUCUAGUAUCCAAAUCACCUGGGCAGUUGAAAGGCCGUCACAGUUCAUCCAGGGCUACCGGGUGCUGUUCCGUCAAAUCUCUGGCCUUCCUUCCCCGUCAUCCUGGCAGUUGAUGGAGGUGAAGGUACCGACAGAGCGCAGCACUGUCCUAUCCAACCUGAAGAAAGGAGUCAGCUACGAGAUGAAGGUGCGCCCAUACUUCAACGAGUUCCAGGGGAUCGACAGUGAGUCAAAGACAGCACGCACUAAUGAAGAAGCUCCAGGAGCACCGCCCCAGUCAGUGACCGUGCUGACUGUUGGAAACCACAACAGCACCAGUAUCAGCGUGUCCUGGGAUCCUCCCCCUGCAGAGCAGCAGAAUGGAAUCAUACAGGAGUACAAGAUAUGGUGCUUGGGCAAUGCGACGAGAUUUCACAUCAACCGGACAGUGGAUGCAGCCAUUCGCUCAGUGGUGAUUGGUGGUCUUCUCCCAGGUGUCCAGUACCGUGUCCAGGUCGCGGCCAGCACAAGUGCAGGGGUUGGUGUGAAGAGCGAGCCACAGCCUAUUGUCAUCGGGAAUCGCGGCGAUGACAUUUUCGUGACAGGGCCCGGCGGCAAUAACAGCAUCACGGAACAGAUCACAGAUGUAGUGAAGCAGCCGGCCUUCAUCGCAGGCAUUGGUGGGGCCUGUUGGGUCAUCCUGAUGGGCUUCAGCAUCUGGUUGUACUGGCGGAGGAAGAAGAGGAAGGGACUCAGCAACUAUGCAGUGACAUUCCAACGUGUUGAUGGAGGAAUGAUGAGCAAUGGAAGUAGACCCGGCCUGCUUAACCCUGGUGAAUCCAGCUACCCGUGGCUCGCAGACUCCUGGCCUGCCACCAGCCUUCCCGUCAACGGCAGCAGCAAUGGCCCCAGCGACCUGGGAGGAGUUGGGAACUUCAGCCGUGGAGGCCAGAGCGAUAAACUGGGAACAAUGCUUUCGGACAGCGCCAUUUACAGCAGCAUCGAUGUCACCACCAAGGCUGGCUUCAGCAGCCCAGGACAGGUCACCCAGGCCACGCCAUACGCCACCACCCAAAUCCUCCACUCCAGCAGCAUCCAGGAGCUGGCUGUUGACCUGCCCGACCCCCAGUGGAAGAACUCCGCCCAGCAGAAGUCUGACUCUUCUGGAUGCACAUACUCUCUGCCAGAGCAGAACAAGUUCAACAAUGGUGGGAAAAGUGGGAAGAAGAAGAAAAACAAGAACAACAUCAAACAACAUAAGAACACGGGGUCCAACUGGUCGAAUGUGCCUCUGCCACCUCCCCCAGUGCAGCCGCUGCCCGGCACAGAGCUGGACCACUACGCCAUGGACCACCAUGAGAAUGGCUAUGACAGUGAUGGCUGGUGCCCGCCUCCACCUGUGAAGUCCUACCUGCACCAAGGCAUGGAAGAUGAGCUGGAAGAGGAGGAGGACCGGGUUCCUACACCCCCCAUCCGAGGUGUGGCUUCCUCACCUGCCAUAUCCUUCGGGCAGCAAAGCACUGCCACACUCACCCCAUCUCCUCGUGAAGAGCUGCAACCCAUGCUCCAAGCCCACCUGGACGAGAUUAGCCGGGCUUAUCACUUUGACAUCUCAAGACAAGCCUGGCAGAUGCAGGCCAGCUCCCUCCCUCCACAGGCCCCGGCUCUACCCUUAGGCUACAUCUCCGGAACGUUAAUUUCAGACAUAGAGACGGAUGUACCCGAGGAGGAGGAGGAGGAGGAGGAUGAGGAAGAGGCUUUGGAAUUGGCCAGACCUCUGCGAGGAAUGGGGCAUACCCCAGGAUCCAGCAUAGAUAACCUCGACAGCUCGGUCACAGGUUCAAUGGUCAAUGGCUGGGGUUCUGCCUCAGAAGAGGAGCGUAAUAUGUCUAGCCGUCGACCUAGCGCGGCCAGCUCCUCUUCCGACUCCAUCUUUACCGAUGGCGACUUUACCCAGGCAUUGGCCACUGCGGCAGACCGCGCCGGAUACAAGAUGGAGGGCACCAGUCUCGUAAAGACAGGUAAAGGGUAUACCUCUUCCCAACGACUUCGACCCAAUAGCCCUUUCUCCACCAGCAGUAGUGUGAGUGGGACCCAAAGCCAGUGCCAGAGAUCGAGGCCCCCCAAGAAACACAAGGCAGCUGGAGGUCGACUGGAGCUGCCUUCCCUACCACACCGUCGGGAGGCAGGUGCAGACGAUCUGCCACCUCCGCCUGACCCUCCACCAUGCCCAGGUUCAAAGCUCCAUUCUGGUCAAGGAUUGAAGACAAUGGGGCUGGACAAUUCUCCAGACAGCCAGCAGGUGAUCUGCCUCGAUGAAGACACAAACUCAGUGGACCAUCUGCUCAAGACAUCUCUAGAAGGUCAAGUGAAUCAGGAAGACUUGCGAAACAAGCUGCAACACAAGCCAACCAUGGGGUCAGAAGAAGUUCUAAUCCCGUACAGCAAGCCGAAUUUCCCCUCUCCAGGCCACUUGAGUGGUCAAAGUUCUUCGGGAACCGCCUCGUCUAAGGGGUCGACUGGACCCAGGAAAGGAGUGCCCUCACGAGGAGGUCCAGCCAUCGCGUGUCACCAGCGGAACAUUAGUGAGCUUCCAGAUGUAGGAUAUAUGGGGUCAUGUGGCCAAGGACAGUUUCUAGGGGAUGUAUAGUGAAGAAGAACUGAUCCUGAGAAUCAGCGUUGCGAGCCCCACCUUGUCGUUGCCAUGGCACCUGUGUGGUGCAAAGAACCUCUUCCUUAUUUAAUGUAUUAUGACAGAACCUGUAAAUGUGAUGUAAAGUCCGAGAUACCACAGCCACAUGUGUACCCCUUCACCCCACCAUGGUCUUUCAGUACAUUGUCCAUGUACACCCUCCUCUCACCUCACCACGUCUCCAUCACUCCCCUUUCCUUCUUCCAAAUCCCACCCCUUCUUCUCUGUACGCCCAUCACACCCUACUGGGGCAUACGCUACCGACAGCAGCUCACUCGAGUCCUCUGCCCUGGGCAGAUAGAAGGUUGGUCAGCCCUGUGGCUUCCAGUUUCACCACAUGACCUUGUACAUCUUCUGGGCGAAGAGUCUUCCUCUCCCAGAAAUGAGGACUUUGGAGCUUCUGCUGCCGUUUCUGUAGCUCUGGGUUUUUUUAUGGGAUGGCAUUGCUAGCCCCAGGCCCAACCCCCUUCCUUUCAUAGCCAGGCUUGGGACCGUCCAUGGCAGGGUUAAAUCCCACCCACAAAAUAGAAAUGUGACAAGGAAGGAUAAAAAUAUGAGAAGUGUAGUUGGUAUAAUGUAAGAGAGAAGGGGGGAGAGAAGGGGAUUUCUUGUGUAAAUACUUUUUGUUGCAUUGUUAAACAAAACUCACCUUGUUCUUUGACUUUGCAUCUUGUAAUGUUAUUACAUUUUUUUAUUGGUCUAUUGUACUAUAUUGUCGAUUGACUGGGCAGAAAUGCCAUUAAAAACAGGAACACACAAAAAUAUGUAUUUUUAACAUUGUUACUGCAUUACUUUCUGUUUGUUUAAUGUUGUGUUUUUUGAAGUUUGCACUGAUGAUUUUGUUUUAGUGAUAAGCACAAAAGUUUAAAGCUCCUGAGAAAAUGCUGAAGAGUGCGAAGUUGGUCGGAUGGGAAGAGAGGGGGAUUUAGCUCACCGCGUGUGUGAGCGAAUGUGCGUGUGAUGCGUGUGCGCUGUUGUGUGGAUGAGUGAUGGAGGUAAGUGUGGUUGCCUGAGCAUACACUUACUGGCCACUUUAUCUGAUACCUCCUGUACCUAAUAAAGUGGCCACUGUGUGUACUUUUGUAGUCUUCCGCCGCUGUAGCCCACCCACUUCAAGAUUCGACGUGUAGUGUGUUCAGAAAUGCUUUUCUGUGCACCACUGUUGUAACGUGGGGUUAUCUGAGUUACAGCCACCUGCCUGUCAGCUUGAACCUGCCUGGCCAUUCUCCUCUGACCUCUCUCAAAAACAAAGCGUUUUUGCCCACAGAGCUGCUGCUGCUUACUGGUUGUUUGUUUUUCACACCAUUCUGUGUAACCGUUGUGUGUGAAACCCCAGGAGAUCAGCAGUUUCUGAGAUACUCAAACCACCCUGUCUGGCACCAACAAUCAUUCUACGGUCAAAGUCGCAUUUCUUCCCCAUUCUAACGUUUGCUCCGAACAACAUUUGAAUCUCUUGACCAUAUCUGCAUACUUUUAUGCAUUGAGCUGCUGCCACGUGAUUGGCUGAUUUCAUAUUUGCAUUAAUGUAUAGGUGUACCUAAUAAAGUGGCCACUGAGUGUACAUCAUGUGUGUGCGUGCGCGUGUUGCAAGUGAGCGCACAUGGGCAUGUGUAUGGUAUGUGUGUGUGUGGUGUGUCUGCGCGUGUGUAGGGGCACAGGAAAAUGCUGCAUUCUUCUGGGACCUUGUGACCUUUGAACAGCACAACCAGAAAUGGUGUCGAAGUGGGUCUGAGGCUGUUGCAGAGAGAGUCCCUUCACAUGUCACUCUGGGACACAGUGCUGGAAAGCCAGCCUUGGAGGACUGAACAGCAGGCAACAUCAAGCAGGCCGAAAAAGCGAGGCAUUGCCAUUCCCCCAGAGGAUGCCCUCUGUCCCCGAUUACCCCUUGCCCUCUCAUAAUUAUUUAAGACUUUUUCCUUCUUUCUUAAUAUAAAAAAAAGGCAGCCCAUUUCCCACCCGCCCUCCCCCACCACUUUAAAUCCGAAAAGACAUCACCUUGUUCUGCCAGGAAGCGGCAGCUUUCCAAAUUCGCCACUGCUGACCAAGGAGAGUUUCAAAGGAUGCUUGAUGUCAAAUAUAGUCUUAAACAUUAAUCUUAAAGCAAGGUCAGGAGCCUUGUUAACGCUGUUAACGGUAAAAUAAAGUGUGUGUCAGUAUUAAGGAAAGUUGUUCAUGGGUCUAUAGUAUAUUGAUUAAAGGCUUGAUGUUUUUAUGCUA